Messenger RNA from Vicia villosa (hairy vetch), 839 nucleotides. RefSeq lists its product as uncharacterized. Bases 172 to 486 code for a protein of 104 amino acids. The transcript has 3 exons. Gene Ontology annotation, cellular component: endoplasmic reticulum membrane. NCBI's taxonomy places the organism in Eukaryota, Viridiplantae, Streptophyta, Magnoliopsida, Fabales, Fabaceae. The record is from RefSeq and is a predicted model, not a curated record. Gene Ontology annotation, biological process: vacuolar proton-transporting V-type ATPase complex assembly.
AAUGCUUAUUAAUAAAAUUGGAUUUGGGACAGAAAUUUCCUCUCGUUUCUUCCGAGCCGCCACCGCCGCCGUCGUCGCACAAAGCCGAUCAACCACAGCCUUUCGUCUGUAGUUUCUCGAAGCACCGCCGGCAGUGAAGCGCAUAACCGCUGAUCCGAGUUUGGGGUAAAGAUGAGUGUAGUUCAGAAGUUUUUCAUUGCAUCACUAUUCAUGUGGUCAAUCCCUAUUGCAAUAUUAUAUGCUUUCAACCAUAAUCUGCUUCCUGGAAUUUCCAAUUUGUCACCUUACUCCAUGACUCUAGUGAGCGGAUUUCUCGCUGUCAUUUCUGUUAACAUAGUCAUUGCGUUUUACAUAUAUUUGGCAAUGAGAGAACCUGCUGAUAAACAUGAACCUGAUCCUAAAUUUCUUGCCGAAGCCAAAGCUAGUAUAAAUCAGUCUACAGGAGAUGCUCAACAAUCUUUCCAGCCUCUCAAGAAACAACAGUAGGUUGGUGUUUUUUAGAUUUUUUAUGGUGCUCAUGUUGAGAAGGAAAGGGGGGAAAUGGGGAUGAAGGGAGAAGGUCCUGAAUUGUGUGCUGAUCAUACUUCUGUUAUGAAGUUUGCACACGGUCCAUCUUGUGAACAACUUAUGUUUUCAAUGUUAGUUUUGUAUCAUUUUAUUUAUACAUUUCAGUUCUGAAUAUUUUUUAUAAGUUUUUGUUGAAAAAAAAUUUAGCAUCCUACUGAAGAUGUAAUGUGAUAGAGCAUGAUGUUAUUUAGAUUUAAGUAAAGAUUAUGACUAAGAUGUAGUAUUUUAUUUUGGUCACUAUCAACUUCAAUGACCGAUUUUAUUUUUUCCAA